Molecule: messenger RNA, 3175 nt
Organism: Choloepus didactylus (southern two-toed sloth)
Lineage: Eukaryota; Metazoa; Chordata; Mammalia; Pilosa; Megalonychidae
Gene: REEP1
Product: receptor accessory protein 1
Exons: 7
Coding region: 93-698 (201 amino acids)
Biological process (GO): endoplasmic reticulum tubular network organization
Cellular component (GO): endoplasmic reticulum membrane; cytoplasmic microtubule; endoplasmic reticulum tubular network
Molecular function (GO): microtubule binding
Source: RefSeq, a predicted model, not a curated record
CGGCGGCCGUGCGCGGACGGACGUGCCGGGAGCGCCGCAGCCGCCCGCAGCAGAGCCGCCGUCCCGGGCCCGCGGCCGCCCUGCCGCCCGCCAUGGUGUCAUGGAUCAUCUCCAGGCUGGUGGUGCUUAUAUUUGGCACCCUCUAUCCUGCGUAUUAUUCCUACAAGGCUGUGAAAUCAAAGGACAUUAAAGAAUAUGUCAAAUGGAUGAUGUACUGGAUUAUAUUUGCACUUUUCACCACAGCAGAGACGUUCACUGACAUCUUCCUUUGUUGGUUCCCCUUCUAUUAUGAACUAAAAAUAGCGUUCGUCGCCUGGCUGCUCUCUCCCUAUACAAAAGGCUCCAGCCUCCUGUACAGGAAGUUUGUACAUCCCACGCUGUCUUCAAAAGAAAAGGAAAUUGAUGACUGCCUGGUCCAAGCGAAAGACCGAAGUUACGAUGCCCUCGUGCACUUCGGGAAGCGGGGCUUGAACGUGGCGGCCACGGCGGCGGUGAUGGCCGCUUCCAAGGGACAGGGUGCCUUAUCGGAGCGACUCCGGAGCUUCAGCAUGCAGGACCUCACCACCAUCCGGGGAGACGGGGCCCCUGCCCCCGCGGGCCCCCCACCACCGGGGUCCGGCCGGGUCGGCAGCAAGCACGGCCAGCCCAAGAUGUCCAGGAGUGCUUCCGAGAGUGCCAGCAGCUCAGGCACCGCCUAGAACCCUUCGAUGUCGCUUCAGGAAGAAGAGUACCUCAUCCUCGGCCACUGAAACCACGUGAGUGACAAGACCCACAGCACCCGAUCCACAGAAUGUUCCUUCUCUGCCUUAAAGAGCUGUUACUGACGCAGGAAUCCGCCAGCUGGGUGUGCUUUGAGCGGGCAGCCUCAUGGACACAGCCUUGUCUCUCUCCUGUCUUCCUCUUUUAAUUAUUUCCUUUCCUUUCCUUUCUUUUUCUUUUUUUUUAUUACUUUUUAUUUUGCUGGGGAGAGGCUCCAGUGAAAGGUUGUGGGGGGUGACCUUUAAGUCCUCUGAGGUUAGUGAUUUUCCACAAUUGGACAGCAGUGUGUUUUUAGAAAUAUAAGAGAAUCACUCCAAUGCUGCUGAAAUGUACAUUUGUAAUUUAUCUGUUGCAUACUUAGUUUUUAGUUCUGUAAAUGCAAACGAACAAUUUUUUUAAACCUUUUUUUUUGUUCUUGGUAUUAAUACUUUGGACUUCAUAUGAUGUACAUACUUUUGGCUUUUGGCUUAAUAUGAUGGACUUGUAAGGGCUGCCUGGGGUUCUAAUUUGUAAGCAAAUUGCACCAACAGAAAUGUAAAAAAUUAUUGGUUCUAGAGAAUGUCUCAGAUGUGCUUAUAAAGCUUCCAAAUACAACUUCGGUAAAACGUCCCCUUUUCUGCAGGUAGAUGCUCCAUAUGCUUCAGAUAGUUGUUUAACAGCCAAGAUAGCAGCGAAGUUUAGAAUGAAGAGAGGCAGUAUUUUAGUGACAGAGAUGAGUGUCACUGAGUGUGACGAGAGGUCAAAGGACAGUCUGGGGAAGGGAAGAGUCACAGGAAGCCCAUCUCCCUACCUCGGAUUGGGGAUUAGGAGUUUCUGAAUCCUUUGGGGGAUUUAACAUUGAAUUAGGCAGGUGAUUCACCCUGGGCAAAACUCCUUGGGGAGGUGGGCUCACCAAGCUGUGGUGAGGAAUAAUUUUGGGUUUCAAAAGUGCUUGGCAAAUGACUAUUACUCCUUCUUAGUAUCCAGUGCUGCAACGAAUUUCCCCUGGAGAAGGAGCCCAUAAUCUGAACACCUUGCUUACACUAAGCAAAAACAAAAGAGAAAACAAAAUCUGUGGUUCAGUGUUUUGGAUAUACCAUAAAACACAUCGGAGACGUGUGUACUAGAAAGGUUUUAGAAGUGGAGGCCUUUAUGGGUAAGGCCAACUGCUGGGAACCAUGGGCAGCUGGGCUCUACUCUUCUCUUCCCUUCCUGACCUGUGAGAACGUCAAUGAGGGAAGUCCCACAAUCAUGGACACUCCAGGCCUUCACAGGCAUUUUAGACACCUGGAUCACCUAGGAGAGGAAGACAGCACUACCUGAGGGAGCACCACUUAGAUUGGAGAUUUAUCUGAAAAGGAAAAGAAUCUGGCUUAAAUGGCAUUUUGGUCUGAGGUGGCUGCCCUCCCCUCUGACAGCUGAGCCGAAUCGUAGGACUAGUGUAUCUGUUUUCAUUAUGUGUAAUGCAUGCAGUGGUUGCAACCCAGUUCCUUGUACUUGGACUGUGUUUGUUCAUAGAUAUGCCCUGAGGACUAGAGAGCUAGUGUGAUGUGCCACAUAGAACUUGCUGUCCCCUGAUUGUCAGUGGCUUUUGCUGAUGACACCCUGGCUGGAUCUCACCAUCUCAGAAAGGGCUUUACUUGAAGUUGGUUGUUGUUAAAUACGCAUAUUUAAAACCCUUCUUCCCAUAGUUCCUCUGAAGUUGAUUUUGUAAUUUAUUAAAGGAUUUAGGGAAAUAAAUUUAAAAAGAAAAUUUGUGGUUGAGAGGGCAAAUAGAGGCUGUGUGCUUGUUGUCUGUGCCCAAUGCCCACCACUAACAAAGCCUGUUAGGGAAGACAGAGAAUUGACAUGUUCUUCAAGCUCAUGGAAUAGUUUCAGACAGCAGAAAAAAUAUGCUCUUUCAAAUGUACUUACCUAUCAGUUGGGAGUACCUGGAAUUAUCAGAAACAAGUGCAGGAAAGGCUUAAGCAGCUUUUUAGCGACUUUUUGUUGUUGCCAAAAUAAUAAAUGCCGUUACCAGCAGAGAUUAUGAUCCCCUUGUGAACAAGCUAUAUCUUCACCACUUUAUAAUGGGAAGUUUCAACAAGUACAGGCUGUCCAGUUUGCACUCAAUUAUGCCAAAAAAAAGCUUGAAGCACUCUACUCUCAGGCAUGCUGUAUUACUUCUCAUUCAAGAUUUUAAAAAUGUGAAGGUAUCCAAACUGCUGUCUUGAUGUAAAUGUAACUAUUUUUUCUUCAAGUGUUGAUUAGGGAGUUGGUUUCUCUCUUCAAGACACCUAUAACUGAGAGCAGCUGUCCUAUUUCUAUUUCUGGCAAAACGUGUUUACUCAUCCAACAAGCUGUAUCUUCGUGUACGGGCUGACCGAAGAUGUGAAUGCCCACGAGUGUACAUGUAGUGGUGUGGUGGUGUCCAGAGGAAAUAAAUGAAUGUUUUUCA